AUGGCGCUGUCCUCGGAAGAGGCGCAACAGCGCGUUUCCCUGAUGGGAGCGCACGUUAAAGCGCUUGCACAUUUCUUUGAGACAUUUUCGGCGCCGUCAAUGGUGUCGGAGGAGGAGUCUCAACAGCAGAUUUGGGGCGACCGUCGUUACAUGAAUCAGCUGCAAGAUGUAAAGAACUGCACCAGCCGUUUACUGAAGGUACACAUCGGCGACAUCCGCCAGCACUUCAUGAAGGACACCAACGAACGGCAAGUGUACGAGGGCGUCAUGCUGAACACAUACCGUUAUCUGGAGCUGAUGUAUGCCGCGGCGGACAUGUGUCUGGAAAACAUCGAGAAGAGCACAAGUGCAGAUAACGAUUCUAUGCUGGGUCCCACGGGCAAUGGCACGGACAAUAGUGUGAUCGACUCUGUGGAUGAGUUGCGAGAGCGCCGCAUGAGAAACAGCAACUUGCCAGUCUACUUGCACUCCAACUAUGAGAUAUGGCUGUUGCCGGGCGAGGACGAUUCGGUGAUGAAGAUGAAGAGUGUCAAUGCGGACUACAUUGGCGCUCUGACUCUGAUAGAGGUCGACGUAACGCGCGUCGGCCUUUUGAAACCACGUGUCCAAGUGGCGACGUACGAAUGUGACAGCUGCCAUGGCCACACGUACAAGGCGAUACAAGGACCGCACUUCCUUCCAGUCAGCGACUGCGUCGAGUGCACCACGCGCAACAAUGCAAGGGGAACCCUAAAGUUCCACUCACGUUUGAGCAAGUUCGUAAAGUACCAGGAGAUCCGCGUGCAAGAGCCUCUUUAUCACCUCGCUGAUGGCGAGCUCCCCAAAUCGCUCAGGUGCGAGCUAUUCGGCGAGCUGACCCAAACUCUUCGCCCUGGAGACUCGGCGCUGUUGUAUGGCAUCCUGCUGCCGGUGGUGCAUAAUGUCUUUAAUCCCCAUCGCUCAACGUUGCUGGCGGACAAGGUCUUCCGUGUCGUUUCGUUGCAGCACCAAAAGAAGGCGUUGGACGCCACAACAACUUCAGACUCUGAGUUGGCCCGCCGCAUAGAGGUUUUGCGCAGCGACCCUGAUUUGUACGAGCGGUUGGCCUACUCCAUCGCACCAGAGAUUUACGGCCAUGACGACGUGAAAAAGGCUUUGCUUAUACAACUGGUUGGUGGCGUCACUCGGGAGAAAUCGGACGGAGGUGUGAUUAGGGGCGCCAUUCACAUCUUGCUGCUCGGGGACCCUGGUGUAGCGAAGAGCCAGCUGCUAAAGAAGGCUUGCCUCAUAUCCCCGCGUGGCGUAUACACUACUGGAAAAGGAAGCAGUAGUACCGGUAUGACGGCGGCCAUUGUGAAGGACCCCCAAACCGGCGAGACCGCUCUGGAAGGCGGUGCACUCGUGCUGGCAGACACGGGUCUCUGCUGCAUCGACGAGUUCGACAAAAUGGACGACUACGACCGAUCCGCUAUAUACGAGGUUAUGGAACAGCAAACCGUUUCCAUUGCGAAGGCGGGGCACUGCAGUUCCAUGCCGGCGCGCUCGGCUGUGCUGGCUGCCGCCAAUCCCGUAAAUGGCGUGUACGACGUACGCCGUUCCGUCUUCCAGAACAUGAACAUGCCUGCGGCCCUGCUCACCCGUUUCGAUUUGCAAUUCCUCAUGCUGGAUCGUGUGGAUCGUGGCAAGGACGCGCAGUUGGCGGAGCAUGUGGUGGACCUGAUAAAGGGCGUGGCGCAGGAGCAGAGGCCGAAGUAUGAGGUGGUUGACAAGGAGCUUAUGCGCUCCUACAUCACAAUGGCUAAGCAGUAUGAGCCGACCAUGUCGCAAGAAAUUAUCGAAAAGGUCUCCGAUUGGUACGUGCAGGCGCGGCAGCAGGAGCAAGAAAGCGAGAUGUACAACGAUGAGCGCUUCACGUACACCACACCACGUAGCAUGCUCGCCGUUCUACGUAUAUGCCAGGCCCUGGCUCGCAUCCGUUUUAGCAAUGUGGUGGAAAUGAGCGACUUCGAAGAGGCGGUGCGGCUGACGGGGCAGCUGCGCGCGAGCCUCACGGAAGCGAUGCAAGAUCGCAUGUCUAGCAGGCGCCACACUAGCACUUCGGAGGUGAUGCACCUGAUAAGGCGUCGCCGUGACGAAUUGCGGCAACAGGAGGGAUGGGAUGGAUGGAUGCUAGUGCGCGACAUAGAGCAGCAAGUUCUGGCGUCCGGCCUGAAGCGUAAGGACCUCGUCGAUGCUGUGGCCCGGUACACGCGUCUCGCGGUGAUCAUCCUCGGUAGGGGCGAUUCCCAAAUCGCAUUCCCCGAGGACCUGCAGAAAUAG
This is a messenger RNA of Babesia bigemina, 2298 nucleotides long. RefSeq names its product ATP dependent DNA helicase, putative. Lineage: Eukaryota; Apicomplexa; Aconoidasida; Piroplasmida; Babesiidae. Gene Ontology annotation, cellular component: MCM complex; nucleus. The coding region runs from base 1 to 2298 and encodes 765 amino acids. Gene Ontology annotation, molecular function: single-stranded DNA binding; single-stranded DNA helicase activity; ATP binding. The transcript has 9 exons. Gene Ontology annotation, biological process: double-strand break repair via break-induced replication; DNA replication initiation; DNA strand elongation involved in DNA replication. The record is from RefSeq and is a predicted model, not a curated record.